This is a messenger RNA of Ziziphus jujuba (common jujube), 2496 nucleotides long. RefSeq names its product protein trichome birefringence-like 4. NCBI's taxonomy places the organism in Eukaryota, Viridiplantae, Streptophyta, Magnoliopsida, Rosales, Rhamnaceae. Gene Ontology annotation, cellular component: Golgi apparatus. Bases 388 to 2175 code for a protein of 595 amino acids. Gene Ontology annotation, molecular function: O-acetyltransferase activity. The transcript is spliced from 5 exons. The record is from RefSeq and is a predicted model, not a curated record.
CAGGUAGGUAGAUAUGGAUUCGGCAUUGAUCCAACAAGCACUAUUACCGAUUUGCCCUCCGAUGGUUUCUCUUUCUCUCUCCAUGUCAGGCGAUAAGAAAAUCUGUUUCGUCUCUUUCGAACUUGAACCUAACAAAAACCCAAAUACACGAAAUUAGUUUUUUUUGGGGUGGGGGUGAUGAACCGGUGAUGAUUUUAAAACCUGGUUAGUUACCAACUGCCUACCAGAACAGUGGCAUUCUUGAUAUUAAACCAAAUCAAAAGGGGGCUUUCAAUCUCUUCGGCUCUCUCCCUCCCUCCCCUGUUUUCCGCUCCGGGAUGCUUCUUCUUAACCAUCAUUGUCUGGUUCUUGCUUAGGGUUUUUCCGAGCUCUCAUUCGCAGACUGCAAUGGUGGAUUCACCAACCACCCCAACCCAACCGUCUUCAGCAUCAUCAUUCACCAAAGCAGAGCUCAAGACCACCUCUUUCUCCUUUUUCUUCUUCUUCUUCACCUCUAGCAAGAAGAAGACAACCGCCUUCGCUUAUGGUUUUAUGUUUGCUUUCCUUGCUUUUACAAUCUUCUUAGUCUUUUACCCUCCUUGGUACUCUUCUCCUCCCUUCAAGAAAAUCUUUCAUUCUUCCCCUUCUUCCUCUUACAGGUCCCAUUUCUCCUCCAUUUUUUCCCACCUUCUGCCCAACUCUUCCCACCAAGGUAUCCUCCGGACCCAUGAUGCAUUUAACACAACUUUCCAGCUUUCCCGGAAAAACCCAUUUCCCGGGAAAAUAGAAGGCAUUGAUGGUAGCAGUGAAUCUUUGUCUGGCGCGGAUAGAAAUGGGAGUUCCAACGGUUCUCUAUCUUCUUUUCCUGAUGUUCCUCGGUUUUCACAGGGAAAUGGAAACCUCAAGGGUAAUAAUACUCUAUCUGCUUCUUCUCCUUCUGUUCAUGUCCCAAUUCUUUCAUUGUCCCAAGAGUCCAAUCAGACAGAAAAUUGGAAUAGGAGCUCUAAAUCAUCUUUGAAAGACACUCACUCUGGAAAGAAUAUUUUAGGAUUGGAAAAUAAUGAACAAGAUGGUUUCAGAAAGAACAGUGUGUCUUUGGGUGAAAAGCAGGGAAAGCAGAGAGAACCUGAAUUGAUGAAUGCUUGUGACAUAUUUGAUGGAAUGUGGGUGAGAGAUGAUGCUAAUUACCCACUAUACCCUCCGGGGUCUUGUCCUCACAUUGAUCAGUCUUUCAAUUGUUUUCUCAACAAUAGGCCUGACAAUGGGUAUGAGAAGUAUAGAUGGCAACCCAAAGGGUGCAACAUCCCAAGGUUGAAUGGUCUGGACAUGUUGGAAUUGUUGAGAGGAAAACGCCUAGUUUUUGUUGGCGAUUCUCUCAACAGGAACAUGUGGGAAUCUCUGGUUUGUGUUCUAAGAAAUUCGGUGGAAGAUUCAAGCAGAGUUUUUGAAGCCUCUGGAAGGCGUGAAUUUCGAACAGAGGAUUCUUACUCUUUUAUAUUCAAAGAUUACAAUUGUUCUGUUGAGUUCUUCCGAUCACCAUUUCUAGUUCAAGAAUGGGAAAUCCCUAACAUGGGUGGAUCAAAAAAGGAAACUCUUCGCCUUGAUGUUACUGAGAGAUCCUUGGAUAAAUACAUAAGCGCAGAUAUUCUGGUCUUCAACACAGGGCACUGGUGGACUCAUGAAAAAACUGCCAAGGGGAAAGGUUACUAUCAAGAAGGUAACCAUGUCUAUGGUGAGCUGAAUGUCAAAGUGGCAUUCAGGAAAGCUUUGACUACUUGGGCAAGAUGGGUGGAUGCUAAUAUAGAUCCUAGGAAAACCCUUGUUUUCUUCAGGGGAUAUUCUUCUUCCCACUUUAGAGCUGGAAGAUGGAAUUCUGGUGGACAAUGCGAUGGAGAGAUAGAGCCAAUUAUGAACAAGGCAUAUUUGGGUAAAUAUCCAGCGAAAAUGAGAAUUUUGGAAUCUAUAAUCAAGGGGAUGAAGACGCCCGUGUUCUAUCUAAACAUUACAAGAAUGACUGAAUUUAGAAAGGAUGCUCAUCCUUCCUUUUACAGAAAGAAGAAUUUAACUGAGGAGGAGAAAAAAUUGCAAAUGAGGCACCAGGAUUGCAGUCAUUGGUGCCUCCCCGGUGUUCCUGAUACAUGGAAUGAGCUUUUAUAUGCUCAGCUCCUCGUACUGCAACAAAAGCAGCAGCGUUAAGAACAGGGACUAUAGUUGCAAGUGAAAGAAAAAAAUGAGAAACACAUUUUAGGCCUUGUUAAAAGUAAAUUUUUUUGAUAAGAACAGUUAAUUAGUAUUCUUUUAGUGGAAGGUAAUCUGACGAAGAAAAUCCACAAAGCAUUUUCUUUUAAUAGAAGGGAAGGAGAAGAAAUAAGGUGUAGUUUGGUCAAGGGUGGCAAUGAGCUGUAAUGAACUGAAAUUGUUUAUAAAAUGUAAUUGGCUUGUAUACUGUAAAGUCAAAAUUGAAGUUGUCAUUCAAAGAAUGAAAAUGAUAUGAUAUGUUUAGUAAUCAUUCUGAUA